AAUUAUAGGAUUUAUAAAAAAUCACCGGAUUUUGAAAAAUAUUUAAUGAGUUUGUCAACAAAACUAUGUAAGAAUAUUGUUGUUUAAGAACGGAUAAUCCUAAAAUACCUAUUGAAACAGGUAGAUGGUUUAGAAUUCGUAAAGCGAGCAGAUUUUGUAAAGUAUGUGCCUCCUAUGAAAUUGGGGAUGGAUUUCAAUAUCUUUUUUAAUGUACUGGAGCCGGUUGUAUCAACGGUUCAUUAAAUUUAAUGUGUUAUUAAGCCUAAUGAAUCAUCAAAUUCUAAACAAAUCAUUAGUUAAUAAACACAUUAAAGGUUGUUGUACAAAACCGUUAUUAAAGGUUUGUUAGUUAAUGCAGCAUUAAAAUAUUAAUGAGUCAUUAAAGCUUUCUUGUUCUUUAAAUAUUACCCAUAAUGCUAUGCUCGUCAACUUCCGGGGCGUCUGCUUUGUUUGUAAACAUUCUAGCAAAAUGACAGACGCCGACGUCCAAACAAAGUUAGGUAGAAACCGGGGGAAAAUUUUUGAUACUAGCGAGAUUCAGCUACUUGCUGACUUGGUUGAAAAAAAAUAUCGUCACAAUUAACAGCAAGUUUACGAAUACGAUCACUAACGAAAAGAAGAAGAAAGUAUGGGAAAAUAUCACGUCACAGAUUAAUGCUUUAGGAAUUGCAAAUCGAUCGAUUAAAGAAAUAAAAACAAAGUGGACAAAUAUGCACCAAACUGCAAAAAAAGAGUUCAGUAGCAACAAACUGUCCCAGAGAAAGACGGGUGGUGGCACUUGCGCCAAACCACUAUCGGUAGUGAGUGAGAAGAUCGUUGAUCUCUACAAAGACUCGCCUACAUUUAAUGGGUUGUCUGGGUUUGAAACGCAAUCCACUGACGAAAGCAACAUAGAGGUGAUUGGCUCCCCCACUACUGUGUCAAUUUUGACGGAAUUGCUGAUUCCAAGUGUUCAAGAAAGUGGAGACCAGGUCCCCGAAGAAUGUUGUGAGCAGGCGCAAAACGACGAGUCUUACCACUACCGAAGCAACAGAAAAACCUACUUCAAGUACAGUCACAACUGCGACGACUUGUAUGGAGUCAAGCAUGUAAUUAUAAUAAUUUUCGACAUUAUACUUUGUCUCCAUCUACAUGAUUUUGUGUAUACACUUUUCAAAAAUAAACAUUUAUAUGCAUUAUAGGUCAAGAAAUGUAGGAAAUAGUGGCCGGCGUAAGAGGAUUAGACCUGAAGAUGUGACACAAAUGCAGUACGCCGUAUUGGUAGAGCAACAACGGAAAUUACGGGAACAAACGACGUUCUACAUGCUUAUGAACAAGAAGCUACGACAGGAGUUGGAAAUGCCUUCCGAGGACUAGUAAACGAAAUAAAAAUGAUCAACAAUUAAUAAACUAA
Molecule: messenger RNA, 1393 nt
Organism: Magallana angulata
Lineage: Eukaryota; Metazoa; Mollusca; Bivalvia; Ostreida; Ostreidae
Exons: 2
Coding region: 711-1181 (156 amino acids)
Source: RefSeq, a predicted model, not a curated record